CCCGCAUCUGCCCAAGGGAGCGGUUGUCAUUAGCCACAGUACAUGCACUCCUAUACUACUUUGAGAUUAAGAUCUCUUACAUAAAGAUGGCUCCCGCUGACCCACCCUCACCCUCCAACACUGCAUUCAGAAAAAAAAUAAGAAUCGGUCAUUACCAACCAAGAUGCAGAAUAUGUCUCACAUAUAAAGAAAAGAUGCUGUCAAAAUACCCCAAGGGCGGAACACGAGCUUGGCUGGUUACUGCUGGGUUAGCGGGCGUGCUCUUCUCCACCGUCGGUUGUUGUUUUGCGGUUUUCAGAUGAAUU
This is a messenger RNA of Pseudomassariella vexata, 305 nucleotides long. RefSeq lists its product as uncharacterized. NCBI's taxonomy places the organism in Eukaryota, Fungi, Ascomycota, Sordariomycetes, Amphisphaeriales, Pseudomassariaceae. The record is from RefSeq and is a predicted model, not a curated record. Bases 87 to 302 code for a protein of 71 amino acids. The transcript has a single exon.